ACAACAAACGCGCUGCGCUCUCGCCCCGCUUCAUCCGCAACUCCCUGCCCUCCUCCCCGUCCCCAUCCCCAUCCAUGGCCUCCGCCGUCUCCCUCGCCGCGUCGCCCUCGCCCCUCGCCCCCGCCAGCUCGCCCGCGCGGACCCUCCGCCACGCCCACGCGGCGCUCCCGCCCGCCCGCGGCCCGCGGUCCCCGGCCCUCCGCGCGGUCCCCGGGAACCGCCGGGCCGUCGUCGGCCGCGGCGCCUCGGCGGCGGUGCGCGCGGUCCAGGGCCAGGACACCACCAUCCAAGUUCCUGACGUCACGAAGGCAACAUGGCAGUCACUUGUUAUGGAGAGCGAGCUUCCUGUCCUCGUUGAGUUCUGGGCCUCCUGGUGUGGACCGUGCAAAAUGAUCGACCCAAUUGUGGGCAAGCUGUCAAAGGAGUAUGAAGGGAAGCUGAAAUGCUACAAGCUCAACACCGACGAGAACCCAGACAUAGCAAGCCAGUACGGCGUCCGGAGCAUCCCGACCAUGAUGAUGUUCAAGAACGGUGAGAAAAAGGACGCGGUGAUCGGAGCAGUGCCCGAAAGCACGCUGGUCACAUGUGUGGAGAAGUUCACCGAGAGGUAAAAUGUCGGGAACGGACCUCCUGGACAGAGU
Molecule: messenger RNA, 641 nt
Organism: Lolium rigidum
Lineage: Eukaryota; Viridiplantae; Streptophyta; Magnoliopsida; Poales; Poaceae
Product: thioredoxin M2, chloroplastic-like
Exons: 2
Coding region: 75-611 (178 amino acids)
Cellular component (GO): cytoplasm
Molecular function (GO): protein-disulfide reductase activity; oxidoreductase activity, acting on a sulfur group of donors, disulfide as acceptor
Source: RefSeq, a predicted model, not a curated record